Glycine soja is the source of this 1605-nucleotide messenger RNA. RefSeq lists its product as uncharacterized. The transcript has 4 exons. The record is from RefSeq and is a predicted model, not a curated record. The coding region runs from base 1 to 1605 and encodes 534 amino acids. Lineage: Eukaryota; Viridiplantae; Streptophyta; Magnoliopsida; Fabales; Fabaceae.
AUGAGGUCUGAUACAUAUACUGGCAGCAGAGGAAAAACUUCAUUUGUGUUAAUUGGGUGUGAAAGGAGCGGUAAGUACAAGGGUAGGAAGAAAGAAUUUAUUAGAAGAGACACAGGUACUAGAAAAUGUGGUUCUCCCUUUAAGAUUCGUGGAAAACCAAUGCAUGGAGGUGAAGGUUGGGCGGUGAAGCUGAUAUGUGGGAUUCACAACCAUGAAUUGGCAAAGACCUUAGUUGGACAUCCAUAUGUUGGGAGAUUGACAGAUGAUGAGAAGAAUAUCAUUGCUGAUAUGACGAAAUUUCACAUAGACAAGAAUGUGAAGGCAAAGUGUAAAUCGCUAAUUGGUCAGAAGAAUGCUUGGGACUACGUAAUGGAUAGCUGGGGUAACCUGGUAGAUUGUACUUCGGAACAGGAGUUCCCUGAGCACCUUCAAAGGGUUGAAUAUGCUCAUUGGUCUUUGAAAAGGAUAUUACAGAAUAACGUUGGAGACCUCUGUAGUGUUUGGGAUGCAAUGAACAACAUGAUGACGCUGCAGCACACUAAAAUUAGAGCAUCAUUCGAAAUAAGUACGCAUGUCGUUGGUCAUGUUUUUAAGAAAACCUUAUACAAGAGGCUUCUGAGAAUGGUGUCAAGGUACGCUUUAAAUGAAAUUUUGGUUGAGUUUGAGCAUGUACGUCAUUUGAAAGACAAUCUGUCUUCUUGUGGGUGUGUCUUGAGAACCACGCUAGGUCUUCCUUGUGCAUGCGAGCUACAAAGGUAUGAUGGUGGCAGCAUCCCACUGGAUGUAGUCCAUAUGUACUGGAGGAGACUUAAUUUUUCAGACCAAGGGCUAUGUGAGGCCGAAGUGAGCAUCAAGGAAGAGAUUGAUAGAAUACAUAAAAGAUUUGAGGAACUUGAUGUUUGCGGGAAAGUUACUUUCAAGAGUAAACUCCGAGAAUUCGCGUUUCCCGAUGAGACCUCUAUGUGCCCUCCUCCAACAAAGGUUAAGACGAAAGGUGCCCCGAAAAAGGUAAUGAAAAGAAGCGAAAGAUCGACAAAGCGUGAUCCAUCUUAUUGGGAGUAUGUUGAUGCUUAUCAUUCGGUUCAAAACAGCAACACCUUAGUUAGACCCAGUGCAUCAUCUUUUGAACCACCGAAGCCAGCAAGGAUAAUCCCCAUGUUGGAUCAAUUUCCGCCAUUUAUGCAUGGUUUCAUUGAGGAUGUUGUUGAUGUGAAAGCGGAUGGUAAUUGUGGAUAUCAGUCAGUUUCCGCUUUGUUAGGUAUGGGAGAAGAGUGUUGGGCCAUGAUGCGUAACGAAUUGAUUAAAGAACUUGGCAAAUGGUCGCAAGACUACAUAAAGAUCUUUGGUGGCACGGAGAGAUAUGAACAGCUGAGGUUGUCCCUACACGUGGAUAGGUUAUCCAAGGUUAGUAUGGACAAAUGGAUGGAUAUAACGGAUAUGGGAUAUAUAAUUGCGUCAAGAUAUAAUGUAAUCCUUGUAUCGUUGUCACGACAACAGAGCUUCACAUUUUUUUCUCUCAGAAGUCGACCACCGGCCGAUUCUACUGCGCACCGCAUAAUAUGCGUCAGUCAUGUGUUUGGCAGUCAUUUUGUUCAGGUCCAUUGA